UUAAUGUGGCCAAGAAGAACAAAAAGGUUGGACACCCCUGCUUUAAACUGGUCCUAAGUAUCUCAUCAUCUCUUUUUCUCUUAGAGUCGCUCCACAUUUAUUCUUUACGGUCAUUCACGAAAAUUAGGAAAAAAUCCUAAAAUUAAUAAGUGUUGCACUAUUUUUAAUUUAAUUUUUAUAAAUACGGUACGUUUAUGCACUUCUAACAUAUUUCAGCCAGUAUAAUGUUAACAAAGUAAUGUUUUAUGUAAGUAUAAAUACCAUCUUGUAGAGAUCAGUUGGCAAGAAAUAACCUUUAAAUUAAGCUGACUUCACAACGUCAGAGGCUCGUGCAAACCUGUUAAAGAAGUUCAAAACGGCAGAAGGAUUUCUACUCAAAUACUAUAACAAUAAAUUGCACGUUUGACCAAAAAAAAAACAUGGACGAUCGACAGAAUGAAAUGCAACACGCAGGAACAUCGAAAAUUACCGUAGGCGAUCUUCCACAAAUCGCUGCCAAACAUACAAAGGAAAUGCAAAUUGGAGAUAAGUACUGCAUUUCCAUAAACCAAAAGAAGAUUUUUACGGAAAAUGCUAACAAAGCAGCGAAUGUAGAACAGACGUCACCCUGUCAAUUUUGCAAAAUAAACAUACACGAAUUAUUAGAGAAAUGUAAUGGAAAACUUAGGAACAAGUAUCGAACAUUCAGUGCUUACAUGGAUUCUUCACUUUGGUACAGCGAAAAGACUGUUCCGUUAACCGAUUAUUAUGUAGAUUUGCUGCUGCAGAUAACAGAUCAUUCUGGAAAUCCAAUCGAAGGGGAGAUUAACAUCGAAGAGUUGUUGAUGGAAAUUACUGAUGAACAUACAAAUAUUCUUGUAUAUGGAGAUCCGGGUUAUGGUAAAUCCACGUUGUGCAAGAAGAUUGCAUAUGAAUGGGCCAUUGAUAAUCCUGCAUUACAACAUUUUGACUCUGUUGUCGUCAUGACAUUGAGAGAUCUUCAGGGAAAAAGCAUUGUCCAUGCAAUUCUGGAAAUUGUUUGUGGAAAUCACGAAGUGGGAAUGAAGGAAAAAAUAUGGAAUGCCGAUGUAAACUUCUUGAUCAUUUUAGACGGUUACGACGAAUUCCCUGAUAGAAAUUCAGUAAUUCAAUUUAUAAAAGACGAUUCUUUCGAGAUUUCACGAAAUAUGACUAUUCUUGUAACCAGUCAUCCCGAAUCUGCAGAAAAAAUAAAGAUGGCAUUUGAUAUAAAACUUAAUCUCACUGGAUUUCGAGGUCAACAGCAACGUAAAUAUGUAAGCUUAGUUUUCAAACAAUCUGAAGAUAAAGCACGCAGUCUUCAGUAUAUCUUAGAAAGAGAUGAUUUCCUUUUUCAUUUAUCAAAAUGCCCAUUAAUGUUACAUUUGCUGUGUUGUUUGCAUAAGUUGGUAGGACUAGAAUGUACCAAAAGUAGAACAGAAGUGUUCAUUCUAAUAUUUCAAUUUCUUAUCGAGAAAUAUAUGAGAGCUAAUAGUGGAUGUAACCAUUUGAAGAAGGGAAAGUAUUUUUAUGGUGAAGAUCUUUUAGUUCGAUUGGGAAAACUAGUUUAUGGGCAGAGUAAAUCACUAUAAAAGGAAAGAAAGAAUUACCUUCGAUGAUUUAAAAGAAUGUUUUCCAGAUGAGAAAGAACUUGAAUUUAUUCUCGGGUUGAAAUUUUUUAUUUCAUUCUGUAACCAAGAUAAAAAUAUAUAUUUUCACUUUAUUCAUGUGGAUUUUGAGACAUUUCUCAUCGCUCUUUAUUUACAUAAAAACACCGAAGAAUCACGUUUCGAUAUUUUCUUGCAAAUAACUAGCUAUUCGCCUAAUUACUAUAUUACAAUAUUUUACAUGGGUCUGUUAGGAGAUGAGAAAAUUACAGAAUUUUUUAACAAUUACUUUGUGAAAGUUAAACAUCUGCCAGAUUUUGAAAAUAUAAUAUGCAACGAAAUUACCAAUGCAGAUAACAUCGUCAUAAUGAAGAGCCAAAAUUCCAUUAUACAAAAAGUCAUAAAAAUUGUAUAUGAAUUGAAGAAUAUCCUAAUUAAUUAAGCAGGAACAAGCACAAUGUAUCUUAAAAAAAGAAUAAUUGGUAAUUAUUCUUUUUUUGUUCGUUUUGUUGAUUUUAAUUUAAGAUGCUUGU
Messenger RNA from Centruroides sculpturatus (bark scorpion), 2137 nucleotides. RefSeq names its product NLR family CARD domain-containing protein 4-like. Bases 420 to 1589 code for a protein of 389 amino acids. Gene Ontology annotation, molecular function: ATP hydrolysis activity. The record is from RefSeq and is a predicted model, not a curated record. NCBI's taxonomy places the organism in Eukaryota, Metazoa, Arthropoda, Arachnida, Scorpiones, Buthidae. The transcript is spliced from 4 exons.